UGGGGCCCUGCCGCGUGGGUCAGCCCCGGGCCACCGCCCGCCGGGCUGUGGGCAGGGCCAGGCAGGGCUGCAGAGCCGUGUGUUUCCAGGGAGCGGCACCGAGGGGGCGUUGCCCCCGGCUUCCAGGUGGUGCACCUCAACGCGGUGACCGUGGACAACCGCCUGGACAACCUGCAGCUGGUGCCCUGGGGCUGGCGGCCGCGGGCCGAGGAGACGCCCAGCAAGCAGAGGGACCCUGUGGCUGGGCUCCGGGAGUUCAGCAUCUGUGGGCGCUGCCAGGCGGCGCGGUACUGCGGCCCUCGGUGCCAGCAGAAGGACUGGCCGGCGCACAAGAGGCACUGCCGGGAGAAGCGGCGGGCCUGCCCUCCGGAGCCGGAGCCGGAGCGGUGACCGGCGGCGGGCGGCGGAUCUGGACGUCUCGGACUUCUUAUUUAUAUGUUGAUAUGUUUGUAAACUCAUGUACAGUUUUCUGGGGGACAGUGGGUGGGUUAUAAACGACCAAGAGAAUCAUCUGCUGCGGCCCUCGCUGGCCAAGGUCACUGUGCUCGUCGGGCCCCUGGGCAGCGCAGCGGCCCCAAAGUCCUGCGGGGAAGUAAAGGGUGGACUUGGCUGCC
This is a messenger RNA of Condylura cristata (star-nosed mole), 614 nucleotides long. It is a transcript of the gene ZMYND19, whose product is annotated as zinc finger, MYND-type containing 19. The record is from RefSeq and is a predicted model, not a curated record. Lineage: Eukaryota; Metazoa; Chordata; Mammalia; Eulipotyphla; Talpidae. The transcript has 3 exons. The annotation marks the transcript as partial.